AUGAGGGUGAGUUUGACUUUAGGCUUAGAUCCGAGGUUGGAUUAUUUUGGUCGUAUAAACGACUAUCAAACGGCCACAAUGAUUAUUUGCGUGUUGAGCGAACGAAUUCGACGCGAUUUCGAGGCGAUUCGAAGUGAACAACAACGCAGAAGUUAUCAGUUGGCGAGUGGGUCGUUGAAGAGGCAACCGAAGAAGUUUAUUCAGCACACGCGAUCGAAUAGUAAUGCGGAGAAUAUGGGAGGUGUUUGUGCGGCGAGUGGUGGAGUGGCGGGUGGCAACAGCGGUACAAUAUUACCAGUGGCCACACCGAAUCGAGAGAAUUACCGUAAAUUAGAGGAGAACCUCAAAGGAGUGCUUAUCCAUCAACAACCCACCGCAUCCAUCGACAAAGAACAGUACGAUUUUUAA
Molecule: messenger RNA, 408 nt
Organism: Anisakis simplex (herring worm)
Lineage: Eukaryota; Metazoa; Nematoda; Chromadorea; Rhabditida; Anisakidae
Source: the annotation of a GenBank genome assembly